Myxocyprinus asiaticus (Chinese sucker) is the source of this 2238-nucleotide messenger RNA. RefSeq lists its product as uncharacterized. Lineage: Eukaryota; Metazoa; Chordata; Actinopteri; Cypriniformes; Catostomidae. The transcript is spliced from 4 exons. The record is from RefSeq and is a predicted model, not a curated record. Bases 13 to 1779 code for a protein of 588 amino acids.
GUAAGGUUAAGGAUGGCUCGUUUGAGGGGAUCUUCCCUCUUCCAUGUGUUCACUGGUUUGCUGCUAGCAACACAGUUCUUACCUGAGUUUCUGCUGGCUGGCCCCGUAGCCCAGCGUUUAAAAGGAGAUGAUGGAAUCAAUGAUGAGGCAGGCAUUGAGGCAGGCCCAAAGAGACUAAUUCGUAACAAGAGAAACAUCAGUUGGUACAAGCAGCACUCUGACUUCUGGGGUUGGUACAAAUACUUCACAGACACUGGGAACCAAGAAGGAGUUGCACAGCUGGAUCGUGUCUAUCUGGCAUACUUGCAGAACAAGAAUCGGGCUGAGGCACGUCGCUCCUACAAAAUGUACCUGCAGCACCUCGGUGACAUCUACACAUCUUGCGCCGAGUCUGAUGACCCAAACUGUGUGGCCUCCUAUACCAGCAGGCCCAAACCCAAAGCUGAGCCACCAGCGCCAGCUCCAAUCAAGUCUUGUGACCCUUACAGAGACCCAUACUGCUUGUACUCAAAGGGAUAUUCCAAUUACCCAUACCUGGACCCAGCCCCUGCCCCUGUCAAAGCCGCUGCUCCUGCCCCUGCACCAGUGAAAGCACCAGCCUACCUCCACAAGCCUGUUGUGAAGGAUCCAAAUUCUGGCUACUACUAUUAUUCCCCAUUGGUGCAGCCCUUCCUGUCAGCUGAGCAAAGAGCCGAGCUGUUGCGCAUCUGUGAUGCUGAGGACGUAGAGUGUCUGCAGUACCACCUGCGUGCUGCUUACGGAUACAAGCCUGCUGCUGCCCUUGCCCCAUCCUACGCCCAUCUUGGCUGUGACCCUAAGAGCGAUCCUCACUGUGCCCCCCAUCUGGUACAGAAGGCACCAUCUGGUCUGUAUCUGAGUCAUCCACAUUGUGACCCCCGUGUUGACCCAUACUGUGCUUAUGCUGCUGCUCUGGCAUCUGCCCAGAACCAGGAAGCCCCAUCUUCUCCAACCACCUUGGACAGACCCUGCAACCCUCUCUACAAUGACAACUGCAACCCUCUGACAGCCACAAGGUUUGCCAGCUUGGCCCCUCAAAAUCCAAAGGAUGAGCCCACUUCAGAUGCCGGCGCAAUGCGUGCACCACCCAGCCCUCAUCACGACCCUUACGCCAUGUUCCGUGAUGCGUCUGCUGGGGCUGACAUGCGUAGACGCCUUCCCAUCCAACUCCAGCCCCCAAGGCACCAACUGGAGGAAACCCAACAUCCUCUGGGACCCCGAGGCAAGACCAAAGAGGGGUAUGAGUGCUUCAUUGGCUAUGAUAAAGAGUGUUUCCCAUUGGGUUCCCAAAAUGAGCCCCGUUCUGGUACACACAGACAGCCAUCCUACUCUCCCGAAGCUUAUGAGCCACACUUGAAUGCAGAUGGAACCAGAAAUGGGGUGAUUGAGCCUGACCCACACUGCGACCCAGAGUACGACAGAAACUGCCGUUUACGCCGCUAUGAACCUGAGGCAGCCGAACGUGCCAGUCUUUCUCCUCAAGAGGAGCAUCAAGUGGCCCAGCCAACUCAGGAGCACCGCGAUGAGCAAGCCUACCAAGAGGAGGUCCCCCAAUAUCGUGAGGAGUCCUACUCUGAGACCCCAGGCUAUGACCAGCAGCAAUACGAUCCCUACAUGAGUGGACAGGAGGAUUCAUAUGCUGGAUAUGGCCCCCAGGAUCUAGGAGCAACUAGUUUUCAGGAUGUCCUGAGAGGAUACGGUGACCGAUACCCCAGCCAGAAUGACCCCCGUGCUUACACAGGAGACUACAGAAAGAAAUAAGGAACCUAUGACAAUGUAUACCAAGAAUUGUAGAACAGGACAGAAUGUGGGUUGUAAAUAAAUAUUAAAAUUCUCACUGAUAGAAAAGGUGCACAUGCCAACUACCAUAACAUAUAAAGACACAAUUUCACUUUGGUUUGCUCUAGAGUCUCAUAGCACUUUUAUAGGAAACUAUUUCUUUGCUUCUUGUGACAUUUUGCUGAUUAAAUUGGCCCAUAUAACUUGACUGCAUUGCAGUGAUUUUAGGGAUUGACUUUCAGACAGGGAGAGUAUUUUCUACUUCUCCAAAACUCUUUCACAGGAGUAUGUGAAAAAGAUUUUCAUAUCUUUGUAAAAAAACAAAACAAAUAUAGUGUGUAAGAGGUGAAUGGUGUACAUGAACAUAGUGUAAUCAUAACCAUCUCUAACAUUUUUGUCAUUUUUCCUAUGUAGAUUUACCCAGCAAUCUUCCUUCAAAUG